GGUUAUAAUAUUCUACUUUAUAGUAAUUAUUAUAUUAUUUUUUAUUCGAUCCGUUUGUAUUUCGUAAUCAUUUCACUGGCUCGUGUAUAAUAUAUUGUGCCGUAUAAUAUAUGACACUACUGAGUUGUUUGAAAUAUUUCAAUAAUUUUCAAGAACUGAAAAUGAUCUCAGACGAGGACAUUUUACUCCAUUUAGAUGAGAUUAUUGCAAACGAAGAAUCAGAAGAUGAAUUUAUAGAUGACAUAAAUUUUUAUAUCGAGAAUGAUGAUAUUGAGGUGAUUGAGCUGGUGGUUUCAGAUCCGCUGUCUUCUUAUCAUUCUCCAAUAGACCUACGUACAAUAGCACCAGUUAGGCGAGAAAAAAAAUACCAUUACAGACACCAAAUUUUAAAUGGAAAACUAAAGGAAACUUUAGGCCAAAAGAACAUUAUUUUGACUCAUCCAAGUGUGGAGUUCAAAAACACGAAUUUGGUUUGAAUAGCAACUCAAGUAAACUAGAGUUUUUUGAAGCAUUUAAUUCUGAAUUUUUACUUGGCAAAGUAGUAUUUGAGACAAAAAGGUACGCUGAACAGUAUCCAAUGAAAUUUCACAUCAAUCUAGAGUCAAUGCUUGGAAGGAAAUGUUGGUGAGAUGUUUACAUUUUUAGCAACUACUAUAUUGAUGUCAAGAAAUAAAAAACUAGACAUCAAAGACUACUGGUCUACUGACCCAUUACUGAGCUCACCAAUUUUUAGACAAAUAACUUCUAGAAACAAAUACUUAUUAUUACUUCAAAUGCUUCAUUUCUGCAACAAUGACAAUCAAGAAAAAAGAAACCGUCUAUUCAAAUUAGAUAUUAUAUUAGAUGAAAUUCACACAAAUUUUAAGGCUGGAAUGGUGCCUUUUCAAAAUAUAGUAAUUGAUGAAAGCUUAGUCCUCUGGAAAGAUAGACUAAGCUUUAAACAAUUUAUCAAAACAAAAAGGCAUCGUUUUGGAAUAAAAUUAUUUGUCCUCUGUGACAUUGAGACCGACUUCAUCCUUGAUUUCAUUAUGUAUACUGAAGCUGAAACAAGAUUACUUCCAUAUGAUGCAAAUAUUGGCAUAUCAGGAGCUGUUGUAAAAACUUAUAUUGCACCAUACUUGAACAAAGGAUAUAACUUGUAUACUGAUAAUUGGUUUACUUCCCUAAUAUUAGCAAAGUAUUUAUUCAAAAAAAAAAAAAAAACUACAAUAACAGGAACAG
Messenger RNA from Melanaphis sacchari, 1221 nucleotides. RefSeq lists its product as uncharacterized. NCBI's taxonomy places the organism in Eukaryota, Metazoa, Arthropoda, Insecta, Hemiptera, Aphididae. The transcript is spliced from 3 exons. The coding region runs from base 111 to 476 and encodes 121 amino acids. The record is from RefSeq and is a predicted model, not a curated record.